Molecule: messenger RNA, 3823 nt
Organism: Trichechus manatus latirostris (Florida manatee)
Lineage: Eukaryota; Metazoa; Chordata; Mammalia; Sirenia; Trichechidae
Gene: PNRC2
Product: proline rich nuclear receptor coactivator 2
Exons: 3
Coding region: 397-819 (140 amino acids)
Biological process (GO): nuclear-transcribed mRNA catabolic process, nonsense-mediated decay
Cellular component (GO): nucleus; P-body
Source: RefSeq, a predicted model, not a curated record
GUCGGUAGAAGCAGAAGGAGGAGGUCAGAUUGGAGACGCUGGCGUGGUCCUUAGCUGCCUCGUCGGUGCUCGUGGGCUUCGUUCGUUCCGUGCCUCAUCUCUCCCUGGAAGGGGAGGGAGGCUUCGACCUCGUGUAGGAGCCGCCGCUGCCGUAGUUCCGAGCUUGAAGUCGCUGGGACUUCUCUCAGACUUGUGUGCUGAGGAGACUCAGAUGUUGGCCUCAGCUCCUAGGCUGAACUCAGCAGAUUGGCCCAUGAAAACUUCUGUAUUCAGACAAAGGAAAGGAUCCGUCAGAAAGCAACACCUAUUAUCCUGGGCUUGGCAACAAGGAAGAGGACAGGUACUGGAAAUCCUGCAAUCUGAAAAGCAGACUGAAAGGUGACAAAGAAGCUGAAGAUGGGUGGUGGAGAGAGGUAUAACAUUCCAGUCCCCCAGUCUAGAAAUGUUAGUAAGAACCAACAACAGCUUAAUAGACAGAAGACCAAGGAUCAGAAUUCCCAGAUGAAGAUUGUUCAUAAGAAAAAGGAAAGAGGACAUGGUUAUAAUUCACCAGCAGUUGCAUGGCAGGCCAUGCAAAAUGGGGGGAAGAACAAAGUACAUUUUCCAAAUAAUCAAAAUUGGAACUCUAGCUUAUCAAGCCCCAGCUUACUUUUUAAGUCUCAAACUAACCAGAACUAUGCUGGAGCCAAAUUUAGUGAGCCACCAUCACCAAGUGUUCUUCCUAAACCACCAAGCCAUUGGGUUCCUGUUUCCUUUAAUCCUUCUGAUAAAGAAAUAAUGACAUUUCAACUUAAAACCUUACUUAAAGUACAGGUAUAAAAGAAGAUAAAGUACUAAUGUUUAAAUUUAGAUAUCAUCCUAAAGAACAGUCAGUGAAUCUGAAACAGGUUCACUAGGGAAUUAAUUGUUUGUGUAAAACUGCUAAUUAAUGUUGAAAAUAUGAUUAGACUUUUAUGUGUUAUGUGCACUGUGAUGUAAUGAUCAUAGCAGUGCAACUUAAAAUUACUAAAUAAUUGUACUUGAUAUUGUGUUCUCAUUUGACUAACUCUUUAAGUAAAACCAUUCCAGUUUAGAUUUGGGGAGUGGUAAAGGGAAUCAACUUUCUAUUGCUUGUAACUAAAAUUAUUCAUGGAUCAGUAGAUUUACUUCUUGAAAACUAGUGAAUCAGAAUACAAGUUUCUAGCUAAGAGAGAAAAGGGUUGAGAACUAAUUGAACAUUUGAGUAGUUUAAUGUCUUAGAAACACUCAACCAGUAAUAAUGCCAACCUGAUGUACUGCCAAAAAAGGUGAAUUUUUAAUGAAUGCUUGCAUUUUAGUAAUUGUACAGUGGUGAGUGUGGAAAGGGCACCUAGGGGCUUGUUAAAAUGAUGCACAGUACACCCAACAGCCCUGUUUCUUACAUGCAGUAGGUAGGUGUCUGCCAACAAAUGCACCAAAACCAUUUUUUAUAGACAGUAUUUGGUGGUCACUGAAUAGCAUUCAAAAUACAUUUUUGUAUUAUAGCACUGCACAAGCUAUUGACAGUGAUCUGGCCUCAAAUCAUCCCUGCAAAGCUUGCUUGAAGUGGGGAGGAUUGUAUAAUGUGAAAGUUUUAAGUAUCUAGGAAAGUUAAGAGCCAUGUAAAUACAUGUAAUAAACUUGUAGCAUAUGUAAAGUUUUGUUGGCCUUUAUCCUACAAAAAUAGACUAUUUUAGUAUGAAUUUGCUGAAUGUAAGACCAUGGACUUUAUACUAUGGCUUAGUUUUAAAGGUUCAAAAUAAUUUGUUUAUAAAGUUUGCCAUUGUGCUAAAGUGCCAGUGUAUGCUAUAAUUGAUUUGGUUGUAAACUAUAUUUCAAAGUAAAUUCUAGUGUAAGAAGUCUUAUAAUGGAAAAGGUUUAAGCUGCUAAAACACUUCCUAUUUUUGAGAGAUGUGAAAUGCAGUACUGGACUAUUUUUUUUUCCUUAAGCCCAAAGAUUAACUAUUAAAGGGUCCCACCAGCCUUUAAAUUCAUUGUGGCUUUCACCAAUUUUUGUAACCUCUGAUCCUGGUAUGUUGUGCUAUGCCAGUGAUGUGUUUGUUCUCAUGAAUAAUUACAACCCAAGGGGACCAUUUAUGCAAAAUAUGUAAUUUCCUGCAUAGUAUCUUGAUAUACAACGUUUUUACCUACCUUAAAGGUAAAUGCUAAACGAUGUUAACCCAAUAGCACGUUAAAAGAAAAAGUGGUGGGUGGGAGGUUAAUUUCAAAAUUCUGGUUGCAAAGGCCCUAUUUUAUGAUAUGGCAGCUCUUUUCAUGUUUAUAAGCAGAAUGGCUGAGUUGUAUUUCUUCAGAUGAAUCCAGAUGAAAUAAUACUGUCCAAGUCUGAUAUUGCUAUCUUGAAGACAAAUUUAUAUAGUACUUAAUGUACUGUAAGAACUUAAAGCAUUAAAAAAGUGUUUUUCUCCCCAGUGGUUUGUUUUUAUUUAAGAAACAAAGCUGUAUGACUGUAAUAGUUUACUCUUAGGAAAACAUAAUUAACAUUGAAAUAUGAUAGGACUGUUAGUUUGCAAAGAGGCGACUGAUUAAUUUGCUAACUGAUGUUGAAGACAUUUGGAUUAGCUUGACAGCUAAGCAAUUAAAGCAGCUACUCUUGACUCCUCCUCCUGCCUGCCUCUCCCCCAUAAAAAGGCCACAGAAUACUUGGGAAACUUCACGAAUCAGGCUUAAUUAUGUCUUCUCUUUCUACGUUUUAAGAUGAUCUAGGUUUACAGGAAAAAAAAUAGCACAAAAGAAUUCCUUCCGUUGACAAGAACCACACCUGCUAAUUGACGGGAGUCUACAAACUAGUUAAAGAGUAAUCAAUCCCAAGGCAAGGCUAUAUUUUUUCGUGCAAACUGUUAAGAAAUAAUCAAUUUGGAGGUAAGGUAGGAUCAACAUUUAGGUCUGCUUUCCUGUCUUGUUCCUAGUAUAAUUUCUAUAACAAUGCCAAGGAUUGCCAAAUGGCUUCAAGGUAACCUGAAUAUAAGAUUGAUCAUAACAUCUACCUUAGAAAGGUGCUACGUAAUAUUGUGGUUAGCCUACAGAAAAUAUGGUGACAGGAAUUUGCCAAAUCAACCCACUUGUGAAAACCCAAAAAUAGCUGAAACUUUUCUAGAAUUUAUUUAGUUUCAUUUUCAGGGGCAAUUUGUAAAAUGAGGACAGGAUAAAACUAUUAAACUUCUUAAAUGAGUAUUCAGUCACAGAUUUGUAAGGCAGAGCUAAACUUAUAACAAAAACAAGACUUUUUGGCUCCUACUACAGAAUCAAACCUGUUGACGAUUCCAACUCACAGCAACCCUACAGGACACAGCCAACUGCCCCAUAGCAUUCCCAAGGCUGUAAAUCUUUAAUGAAGCAGACUGCCACAUCUUUCUCCCAUGGAGCUGCUGGUGGGUUAGAGCUGCCAACCUGGUUAGCAGCCUAGCGCCUAACUACUGUGCCACCAGAGCUCCUAGACCAGUGUUUGUUUCACUUUCCAGCAUAUGGUCUGAAGAAAAAUCAAGGACAUUGUCUUUACAAACUACCGUCAACUCUCAAAUGAAUUUACAUGCCUCACUUUUUAUUCCACAUAAAAAAGAAAAAGCCCAAUCUUUAAUACAUGGGUGAAACAGUUACAUGAAUACAUACAACUCAGUAAGUAUAACCAAUACUACUGGGAGGAGCGGGCAGAGGAAAAUACCCAAAAGAGAAGGAAUCUUCCAUAGUGACUAGCAGAAUGUCUGUGAAUGUCAACAAUUGAAGACAAAUGGGUUACUUCAUAUUUAUCACGUUAUCACCAUCUAAAAUGAGAUCAAUUUACCUCCUGGAUUCCUUAAAAAAAAAAAAA